This is a messenger RNA of Fraxinus pennsylvanica, 2658 nucleotides long. Lineage: Eukaryota; Viridiplantae; Streptophyta; Magnoliopsida; Lamiales; Oleaceae. The record is from the annotation of a GenBank genome assembly.
AUGAGGACCUUUUUUCCAUCUGAGUCUUGUAAAGAAACCCAUCUAAGUGCCGUCAAUCCACAGUCAUGGCUCCAAGUUGAAAGAGGCAAGGUUUCCAAAUUUGCAUCUGAGUCUCCAUCUUCCAUAGAAUCUCUUGUGAAGGUCCCCGAACCUCAGAUUCUUCCAUUAUUUAAACCGGUUGAUUAUGUAGAAGUUUUAGCUCAAAUUCACGAGGAACUUGAAUCUUGUCCUCCGGAAAAGAGGUCGAAUCUUUACUUGUUACAGUAUCAUGUCUUUAAAGGCCUCGGAGAAGUCAAAUUGAUGCGAAGGAGCCUUCGCUCGGCUUGGCUGAAAGCUAGCACUGUUUAUGAGAAGCUCGUUUUUGGGGCAUGGUUGAAAUAUGAGAAGCAAGGUGAGAUUAUAUCUGAUUUGCUAUCAUCUUGUGGUGAAUGUGCUAAGGAGUUUGGAAUUAUAGACAUUGCCUCUGAGUUCCCCACCAAUGAUAAUUUAAUCUCUCGUGGAAAUAAUACGUCAAAUGAGAAACAUUUUUCGAGAAUUGUUUCUUUCAUAAUCGGUGAUGAGAAAAUAUCAUGUGACAGGCAGAAAAUUGCCGGCCUUUCAGUUCCAUUUCAUGCCAUGCUCUAUGGCUGUUUCAUGGAAUCAUUUUGCGAGGACAUUGAUCUGUCUGAAAACAGUAUUUCUCCUUCAGGGAUGAGAGUGAUCAGUGAUUUCAGCACAACAGGCAGUUUAAAUGGGGUGCACCCCAAUCUUUUGCUAGAAAUAUUGGUAUUUGCCAACAAGUUUUGCUGUGAAAGUCUUAAGGAUGCUUGUGAUCGGAAACUUGCCUCUUUGGUUUCCUCCAGACAAGAUGCAGCUGAACUCAUGGAAUGUGCUCUUGAAGAGAAUUCCCGUGUCCUUGCUGCAUCAUGUUUGCAAGUGUUUCUACAUGAACUUUCCGACUCUCUGAACGACAAAAAGGUUGUUGAACUUUUAAGAAGUGCUGAUAGGCAAAAAAGGUCAAUUAUGGUUGGGCCGGCAUCCUUUUCACUCUACUCUUUAUUGAGUGAAGUUGCCAUAAAUGAUGAUCCAUGUUCAGACAAAGCAGUUCUUUUCUCGAAGCUGUUAGUGGACUGUGCUGAAACCAGCCGGCAGAAAAUGGUUGCCUAUCAUCAGUUGGGAUGUAUUAGAUUAUUAAGAAAAGAGUAUGAUGAAGCAGAACAGCUAUUUGAGGUGGCUUUGAACGAAGGUCAUGUUUAUUCUGUUGUUGGCCUGGCUAGAUUAAGUCACAUCAGGGGUUGUAAAGAUUGGUCUUAUGAGAAACUAAGCGAUGUCAUUUCCUCUUAUACUCCACUUGGAUGGAUGUACCAAGAGAGGUCAUUGUACUGUCAGGACGAUAAGAUGGGGGAAGAUCUCGACAAAGCAACGGAGUUAGACCCAACGUUGACUUACCCGUACAUGUAUCGAGCGGCAUGCUUGAUGAGAAAACAUAAUGUUCAAGAUGCCCUUGCAGAAAUCAACCGAAUUCUUGGUUUCAAACUAGCAUUAGAGUGCUUGGAACUGCGUUUUUGUUUCUAUCUUACACUCGAGGAAUACCAAUCUGCUAUGUGUGAUGUUCAGGUGAUUCUUACACUUUGUCCAGAUUAUCGGAUGUUUGAUGGACGGGUAGCAGCAUCCCAGUUCCGUACUCUUGUCCGUGAGCACGUCGAGAAUUGGACAACAGCCGAUUGUUGGCUGCAGUUAUACGAUAGAUGGUCUUUAGUUGACGAUAUUGGAUCCCUCUCUGUAAUAUAUCAAAUGCUUGAGUCUGAUGCAGUUAAAGGAGUUCUCUACUUUAGACAAUCAUUGCUUCUCCUCAGAUUAAAUUGUCCUGAAGCUGCCAUGCGGAGUUUACAGCUGGCUCGUCAACAUGCAUUGAGUGAGCAUGAACGAUUAGUUUAUGAGGGAUGGAUUUUAUACGACACCGGUCAUUGUGAAGAAGGGCUACGGAAAGCUGAGAAGUCUAUUAGUCUCCAAAGAUCCUUUGAGGCUUUUUUCCUAAAAGCCUAUGCAUUAGCUGACUCUAGUCUAGAUCAAUCAUCUUCAUCCACCGUUACAUUGCUUCUUCAAGAAGCCCUGAAAUGUCCCUCAGAUAGGCUUCGGAAAGGUCAGGCCCUAAACAAUCUGGGAAGUGUCUAUGUUGAUUGUGGUAACCUAGAUGAAGCAGCUGAUUGCUACAUCAAUGCCCUUAAAAUUCAGCAUACCCGAGCCCAUCAAGGCCUUGCCCGUGUCCAUUUCUUAAGAAAUGAUAAAAAUGCUGCAUAUGCUGAGAUGAGUAAACUGAUAGAAAAGGCAAGGAACAAUGCAUCUGCCUAUGAGAAAAGGUCUGAGUACUGUGAGCGUGAACUCACAAAGGCAGAUCUAGAGAAGGUCACUCAAUUAGAUCCUCUCAGGGUUUACCCUUACAGAUAUCGAGCUGCAGUGUUGAUGGACAAUCGCAAGGAGGAUGAGGCGAUUGCAGAACUGUCGAGGGCUAUUACAUUCAAAGCAGAUCUUCACCUUCUUCACCUACGCGCUGCAUUCCACGAACACAUUGGUGAUGUUACAGGUGCUCUGCGAGACUGUCGAGCUGCUCUUUCAGUUGAUCCCGAUCACCAAGAGAUGCUGGAACUUCAUAAUCGAGUGAACAGCCAAGAACCUUAG